This is a messenger RNA of Xenia sp. Carnegie-2017, 909 nucleotides long. Its product is annotated as zinc finger-containing ubiquitin peptidase 1-like. NCBI's taxonomy places the organism in Eukaryota, Metazoa, Cnidaria, Anthozoa, Malacalcyonacea, Xeniidae. The coding region runs from base 1 to 909 and encodes 302 amino acids. The record is from RefSeq and is a predicted model, not a curated record. The transcript has 7 exons.
AUGGAUGGGGCUUCGAAAGUCAUCGAGAAUGACAAUGUCAGCAUUUGUCCUGUGUGUGAUGAGUUUGUUGAUAAACUGCAACCAAUGGAAGUGCAUGUAAACGCACAUUUUAACGAGGAGAGCACUUCAGAUUUCGAGCCUCUUUCAAAAGAAAAAAUAAAUGAUGAGAUGCUGGCUAGAAUUUUGCAAGAGGAAGAAGAUUUGGAAUACGCUAGACAAAGUCAACAGGGCAAUGAUGAGUUUCAAAAACUGCAACAAACCUAUGGCAUGUGUUCUUCAUCAGAGAAUUCAGAGCAAUGCACUUCAUUGCAACCAAGCUACAAGUGUAGUUCCCAGAAGAAUGAAUUGUUCAGUUUUCAUCUUACCAGCGAAGAUAGCCAAGCGACAUGUACCACAGGUGUUUUAGAAAGUCUACAAAAGAAUCUCCAAGCAACAGGACCACAUCCAAGAUAUUCUUUUCAUUUCUGUUGUGCAACAGAUCAUUUUUCAAACAGCUAUUUUGAUCGCAGCUGGGGUUGUGGUUACAGAAACUUGCAGAUGUUACUUUCCGCAUUGAUUCGAUUGGAUGUGUAUAAAAAUACACUUGCCAAAAUUUGUCAAAAAGUUCCAUCAAUUCCAACCAUUCAGAUGUGGAUUGAAAAUGCAUGGCAUCAUGGAUUUGAUGUACAAGGUGCUGCACAACUUGGUCACAAACUAUUGAAGACAAAGAAAUGGAUAGGAGCAACGGAAAUUGCUGUUUUCUUGAGGUUCAUUGGCAUAAAAUCAAUUAUCGUUGAUUUUCACCGUGCGACGGAAUCUGACGGAACACAUCCGUUGAUGUACGACUGGUUCAAAGAAUACUUCUCUGGAAGUUCGCAUCAGACUCCUGUUUACAUACAGCAUCAAGGUAAAUGUGAUAGAACUGCGUAA